Messenger RNA from Pseudogymnoascus verrucosus, 213 nucleotides. RefSeq names its product Translation machinery-associated protein 7 (gene TMA7). The transcript is spliced from 3 exons. The record is from RefSeq and is a predicted model, not a curated record. Bases 1 to 213 code for a protein of 70 amino acids. NCBI's taxonomy places the organism in Eukaryota, Fungi, Ascomycota, Leotiomycetes, Thelebolales, Thelebolaceae.
AUGGGUGGCGUAGACAGAGCAGGUGGCAAGGCGAAGCCUCUCAAGGCACCAAAGAAGGCGCCAAAGGCCGAGUUGGAUGACGAGGACAAAGCUUUCCAAGAGAAGCAGCGCGCUGAUGCGAAAGCCAAGGCUGAGCUCGCCGCGAAGGCAAAGGGAAGCAAGGGACCCCUCAACACUGGCGCACAAGGAAUCAAGAAGAGCGGAAAGAAGUGA